Molecule: messenger RNA, 701 nt
Organism: Cydia amplana
Lineage: Eukaryota; Metazoa; Arthropoda; Insecta; Lepidoptera; Tortricidae
Product: larval/pupal rigid cuticle protein 66-like
Exons: 2
Coding region: 12-617 (201 amino acids)
Cellular component (GO): extracellular matrix
Source: RefSeq, a predicted model, not a curated record
ACAACACAAACAUGUUCUCAAAGAUCGCAGUCCUCGCUUUAUUAGUGGCGGUAGCCCAAAGCAGCCCCUCUCACGGAGGCUAUGAGUACUCGUACGGCGUGUCGGACCCCCACACCGGCGACGUGAAGAGCCAGCACGAGACUCGCGUGGGCGACAGCGUGCGCGGGCAAUACUCGCUGCUGGAGUCUGAUGGCUCGAAGCGCACUGUCGACUACGCCGCUGAUGCACAUACCGGGUUUAACGCUGUCGUGCGCAAGGAUCCUGGUCUACACCCGGCUCCGGUCGCCAUCGCCGCUCACGCCGCUCCCGUCGCAUACGCCGCUCCUCUCGCCCACGCCGCUCCCGUCGCAUACGCUGCUCCUCUCGCCCACGCCGCUCCCUUGGCGUACGCCGGCCACGCCGCUCCCGUAUCCUACUCUUCCCACAUUGCCCACGCCGCUCCAUUAGCUCACGCUGCCUAUGCCGCUCCCAUCGCUCAUGGCGCCCUCGCUUAUGGCGCCCACGGACUCGGACUGGGCUAUGGCGCUCAUGGUUUGGGUCUGGGUAACGGCCUGGGAUACGCCGGUCUCGGAUUGGGCCAAGGACUCGGCUAUGGCGCGCACUACGGAGGAUGGUAAACGUUUAAAAACCCACCGCCCUUGUUAAAACGGAUUCUGUGAUGCUGUAAAUAAUUAUUAUACCUAUUUAUAAACUGAACUCAU